GAUGAACACAAAUACACAGACUCAGACAUUGAAACAACCUGAUAUUUUAGAAUUUUCCGCUCCCCCUUUCUUUGCUGCCGCACCUGGAUUUAUUUAUACGUUGUUGACCUCGUACCCCGACUCACUGUGAUCUCUCUGCCAAGCUUUUUAAGCAUCAGAUCAGGAAGCAUUCCUCCCUCUGCGCCUGUGAUUUUUAGAUCAUAAGUACAUUCUUACAUCACUCGAGUAAACAAAAAUGGCUUCGUCUGCUCCUGCACCACGUCCCGUACUGUUGGGCGAAGUCUUUCCUGACUUUGCAUGUGAAACCACGACAGGUAAUUUUACCUUCCAUGAGUUCCUUACCAGUGACGAAAAACGGCCUUGGACAGUGCUCUUCACGCACCCCAAUGAUUUCACACCUGUCUGCACUACUGAACUGUCUUGUGCGGCAGGGUUGGAGCACGAAUUUAACAAACGAGGAGUAAAGAUGAUUGGACUGUCUUGCAACACAGUAGAGAGUCAUGGGAAAUGGACAGAGGACAUCUUGAAGAUGGACGAGGGGACGAAAUUUUAUGAGAAGCCAUCAUAUUAGAAUCAAUCUGUGACUGUCGUGCGUGUGGUGCGUCGUAGCUAAAACUAUGGAGGUUCUGAAAAAAUCCAAUGGCAUGCAGCACUACAACUGCAAUGAGUACUGCAACUUUUCUCGAAAAAGCACCUAGGCACUUACUUCUAGUUUUACUGAUCUCUCAACGAGACUGACACCUCCCUCUAACAGUCACCAUCGUGCUCAACCUUGCCGUUUCCUAUUAUCGCUGAUUUGGAUAGAGCUAUUGUGACGAAACUAGGCAUGUUGGACCCAGCUGAGCAGAGCGCAGAAGGUCUUCCUUUGCCAGCUCGUUGCCUCUACGUUAUCGGACCAGAUAAACGCAUGAAGCUGUCAAUCUUGUUAUGUUGAGGUCGAUUAUAAUCAUGAUCAUGAUGUUCUGCUCAGAAGUUUAUUGUCAUCGGAAAAUACACUGAUAAUGAUGAUGAAAUUCAAAUCCGUCGAUAUUAGAUACUUGAUCCAAAUCUAUGUCCUCUACUUACCACUUUCAUACCCAUAUCCCGCAACGACUGGUCGAAACUUCGAUGAGAUCUUGCGCGUCAUUGACAGUUUGCAACUGACGGCAAAGCAUAAACUUGCAACGCCUGUCAAUUGGCGAGCUGGGGACAGACUAGUGGUCACGCCAGCACUGUCAAGCGAAGAUGCACAGGCGAAAUUCAAGAAUUUCGAAGUCAAAAGUUUGCCCAGUGGGAAAGAGUACUUGAGGUACGUGGAUGCACCGACGUCGCCGUGAAUACAUAGUAGCGGUAUCAUGUGGAAAGGUAGUUGCAUAUUACCCUCGUAUUUUAAGGGGCGUAAACAAGGUUGGAAAUGUAGAAGAGUUAAGAGAACGUGAGUCAAAAGCUUAGCGAUUAUGAAGAACCUUGUCCCUAUCUUCUGAUCACUUUUAGCACUACAAUGCAUAUGAUUAUGUCGUAGAGUAGCCUCAGAAAAAAUUAUUAAGCGUAGCUUAAAUCAUCGGUUUACUCUUGUUGGUGAAGAGUGUCGCACAGAAGUGGAGACUGAGCGCUUGCUAGAGGCAUCAACCUUCUAGCGCGUUGGCACACAGUCGAUAUUCUGCUUUCUCCUGAUACUUGCACUGGUCUUGGAAGAGUAACCUCUUUUUAGGCUAAAAGUGACAAGUUAGCGCAUAAUUAAGUAGAGGGCGAGGCGCACAACUCAAGGGCAUACUGGUGAAUCUGAAAGGGAGUGGAAAGAGACACCGAGAAGUCACAUGAAGUUGCUACUUGUUUUUUGAAGCUAUAAAGAUAGUUGAUGUUGUACCAGAUGAACUAAGUAGGGUGGCUGUCAAGAAGGUGGUGACGCGUAAAUCUUCCCUUUAUUCGUACAAAGUGAAAGAAGCAUUUCUUUGGGUACUAAGUCGAGAAAACCUUAAAAGCUAGUCUUGUUGGAACGUGGAGCCGUUUGAUUCUAACAUGAUUUUACUUCAUCAGAAAUUGAAAUUACUUUUAGGCUGGCCUAAAGGAAGGCAAGGAAAAUAUGGGGUUGUUGAGGGGUCAGUCUAUUUUCGUUGUAUAAAGAAAACUUAUAUAUCAGCCGGUUGAAAGGUUGACUCUUGAGGCGGGACGAACUAGGCACGUGCAAACUUUUUUGAGGGUGAACGUGUUUCCGUAGAGAUCCAUGUGAAGAAAAACCCGACUGCUCACAUCUACAAUUUGCUGAGCUGCUUUUUCCUCACUCCGAAGUGACAUCUUUGUAGCUCAGCGAGGAUAGAAAUCGAUCGAGCAAGAAGUAUCAAGCUACGAGAGUAAAAGGUUAGUAGAAGUCCGAUCUCCACGGCAUAUAGAAGAGUGCUUUUUAGUACCGGGAUC
Molecule: messenger RNA, 2394 nt
Organism: Amoebophrya sp. A25
Lineage: Eukaryota; Dinophyceae; Syndiniales; Amoebophryaceae
Source: the annotation of a GenBank genome assembly